Molecule: messenger RNA, 1941 nt
Organism: Diabrotica virgifera virgifera (western corn rootworm)
Lineage: Eukaryota; Metazoa; Arthropoda; Insecta; Coleoptera; Chrysomelidae
Exons: 1
Coding region: 1-1941 (646 amino acids)
Source: RefSeq, a predicted model, not a curated record
AUGAAAAGUGCUGGAAAAAAUAAAUUGGGCAAACUUCAACAACAUUUUUCAUCCAUGGCUCAUAAAGCGGCAUUGUCCGAUUAUUGUAAUUUCUUAAUUACAGAAAGGCAUAUUGAUGUUUUCCUAGAUAAAAAUAAGAGAAAUACAUUAAUCGAACAAGAGAAAAUCCAUAGUCAAAAUAAGAGAGUUUUAUGGGUUUUAAUGGAUACAAUCAGAACAUUAGGCAUUCUAGGAUUGGGUUUUCGAAAAUCUGAUUCGGCUUCCGAAGGAAAUUUUGGACAAAUUGUAAACCUUAUAUCAAGACAUAACAGUGUCGUGAAACAAUGGUUUGACGACAGAAAAUUGCGCCCUUAUCAUGUGACAUACAUGAGUGGUGAAUCUCAAAAUGAAAUGAUCUCUUUAAUUGGAUCAGAGGUACGUAGUUUGAUAAUUGAAGAAAUUAAAGAAUGUUUAUUUUUUUCGAUAAUGGCUGAUACGACACCUGAUUUAUCCCAUAAGGAUAUACUCUCCCUGGUAAUACGUUAUGCCGACAAUAAGGGUAAUAUUCACGAAAGGCUUAUUAAGACCGUUGAAUGUUGCGAUAAAUCCGGACUGGGUAUGGCCGAGUUGUUAAUUAAAUGCCUAAGUGAGUUGGAAAUAGAUAGUUCUAAACUUGCUUUUCAAUCAUAUGAUUUUGCUAGUAACAUGUCCGGUCGUUUUAAUGGCGUACAAAAAAAAGUUACAGAUAUCGUCGAGCACAAUGUACCUUACAUUCCCUGUCAAGAUCACAGGACUAAUACAGUGCUUGAACAUGCUUGUAACGUAAGUGCAUUGAUUAGAAACUUUUUUGAUACUCUUGAAGAACUUUACGUAUUUUUUACAUCAAGCACAAAAAGAUUUAAACACCUGCAAAAAAAAAUACAAGAAAUAGAUAAAUCAGUUCAACUUAAAAACCUUUCAAGAACCAGAUGGACUGCAAAGGCAGACUCAGUCAGAGCUCUUAACCAAACAGUAGAUCAAAUUAUUGAAGUUCUAUCAGACAUUUCCAAAAAUAGAGAAUUUGAUGGUUCUACAAGAACUAAAGCAUUGGGACUUUACAAAAAGAUUUUAAAUUUUGACUUCAUAGCUAGCUUCUUUUUUCUAAAAAAUAUUUUACCAAAAAUUAAAAUUUUAACUGAAACGAUAGAAACACCUAAUUUAAAUAUAAUAGACUGCAUUAAUUUGAUAAAAACUACUGCCCUUAAUUUAAGAAAUACCGAUUAUGACCAUAACAGUUUAAAUAGUCUAAUUGAAAGUGCCAUAAAAUAUGCCGAAAAAUUAAAUAUUGAUCUUUAUUCUGAUUUUUCGAAAUAUCAUAGACGAAGGAUUAUGCCAAAAAAAAUUGAUGAAAAUCGUGACACUGAAGUCGAUAUGGAUUUAAAAACUUUUUAUAGGCGAGAUUUCCAGGAAAUUUUGGAUACCUUAUCAAGUGGUUUAAAUGAUAAUUUUGAGCAUAUCAAAAAAUCAAUUGAGCCACUGUAUUCAGUUUUAACAUUUCCACUUGAUAAAAGAAAUAUUACCUUAAAGAUUUUAGGUGACAUUGUUGCCAUGUUUCCUCCAGGUUCUAAAAAGCCUGAUGUCCAUUCUUUACAAGGUGAAUUAGAAGUUUUAUUUGAUAUGAACUCUAAAGUAAGUUCUUUUCCUGAACUAUUAUCUAAUGUAACCAAGUUAAAAGAUAAUUUAAAUCAAGCAUUUUGCUUUUGUAUGUUUGUAUUGACUGUACCCUAUGGUGUUUCAACCAACGAAAGGAGCUUUAGUCAAUUAAAAAUUAUUAAAAAUGUGUUAAGAACAACAAUGUCUGAUGAACGGCUUGAUAAUUUAAUGCCAUUAAAGUGUGAAUCUGACAUGGCGUUAAAAUUAGAUUUAGGUUACACAAUUGAUAAGUGGGCAACUCUAAAGAAAAGGCGAAUAAUUUUAAAAUAA